CUCUGACUGAGAUUCGACAUCCACGUCUCAUGUAUUGUUUCAUGUGUUUCUUUUACAUUGUUGUGGUAAACUAAACGUUUUCUUGAAAGUUGUGCUUUGUGUGUAUAUAUAUAGGAAGGGGACACACCUCUCAUACUGGCAGCUGGUCGAGGUCACAUUAAAGUUGUUCAGGAGUUGAUCAAAGCAGGAGCGAAUUUGAACAUACAAAAUAAUGACGGAGACUCGGCAGUCAUCAGAUCUACCAUGGAGUAUCAACCAGGCACACUGAGGGAGCUACUGAUGGCAGUGUGUGACCUUAGGCUCAGAAACAAGGAGGGCCUAACAGCACUAAUGAUAGCUGACAAGAGUGAUAGAACUGACAUUACUAACAUUCUGCAGCAAGCAGACUUGGGCAAUAAGGAGAAUCUGUGUGGAAGAAAAGGAAGACAGCCAGCUCUCUGCCUCCCUGUUGAAGUAGAAACUCAGCCACUACUAAAGUGUUCAAGACAAGCGCUAAUGCCUGCCAAAAGAAUGAAUUUUAGGGCUGAGGACAAUGGCUUGACAUCUGGAUACAGUAAUCACGCAUCUGCUGCCAGAAAAUCGCAGAGGGUGCCAUAUGCCAAUAAAUCUCCUUUACGGAUAAAAACGUGUGCUACAAAGUGGAGAAACUUCGGGUCUGACGGCAAAGAUCCCACAUCAGAACAGCUGUCUCAAAUCGGAAGGAAAAUAACUGAGAGACCUCCUGAUAUAGAUCAUUGGACAUAGUCUCGGGUUUGAUAUGGGAAGUUAGAGUAGAUCCUGCUCUGAGGGAUAAUACCGUGAGUUUUGUACAAAUGUAUAUGCAGAGAAAACAGCUCCUGUAUUGAAUCCAUUGAGAUCAUUAUUUCCAAUCCAUGGAGAUGAAUGGCAAAUAAACUGCCAACUUAGGCUUUAUACAUGAAGC
Molecule: messenger RNA, 922 nt
Organism: Geodia barretti
Lineage: Eukaryota; Metazoa; Porifera; Demospongiae; Tetractinellida; Geodiidae
Source: the annotation of a GenBank genome assembly